Prunus armeniaca (apricot) is the source of this 675-nucleotide messenger RNA. The record is from the annotation of a GenBank genome assembly. NCBI's taxonomy places the organism in Eukaryota, Viridiplantae, Streptophyta, Magnoliopsida, Rosales, Rosaceae.
AUGCAAAAGGCAAACAGUGCUAACCAAGUGGAGAUGACAGGGAAUCUAUUUUAUGCAAAUAGCACAGUCACAGGACCAAGGGUGAAUGGAGAGUGGUACAUCGAUAGUGGUUGUAGCAACCACAUGACAGGGAAUGUAGAAUUGCUUGUUGAUGUAAGAACCAAAAUAGCUGGAAAAGUUCAAAUGCCGACGGGAGAUCUUGUGAAUAUAGCAGGAAUGGGCUCAUUGGUGAUUGAUACAAAUAAGGGCAGAAAGUAUGUUAGAGAAGUAAUGUAUCAGCCUGCUUUAAAAGAAAAUUUGCUAAGUGUGGGUCAAAUGGAUGAACAUGGAUAUUUCUUGGUGUUUGGUGGUGGAAUGUGCAGUAUAUAUGAUGGUUCAUCACUGGAAAGCUUAGUAAUGAAAGUGAAGAAGAAAGUGAAUAGGUGCUAUCCAUUGGCUUUAUUAUCCGAGAACCAAGUGGUCUUAAAAGCUAGUGUUACUCACUCUACUGAGACUUGGCACAAGAGACUUGGGCACUUACAUUUUGUUGGUCUCAAACAAUUGAGAGACAAGGAAAUGGUGCAUGGGUUGCCCCAGCUUGAAGACUACAAUGGAAUCUACGAGCUGCCAAUUUGGAAAACAACACAGAGAAGAAUUUCCAAGAAAUCAAGCAUAAAGAGCAACUGCUCCACUUGA